UCUGUGAACAAUCAGCCUUCAGUUAUUUAUUAGCGCACAGAGCCGCGGCGCUGCAUUCAGUCUACAGAAGGCAGGCUCGCUGAACAGAGAGCAGCUCAUCUCACAGUCGGUCUGGGACGCGCUUCUCUACUGCCCCAGUAUUCAAUGAGCACAUUGUGGAUUAUUUUUAAUUUUCGGCGAUUGAAAAGCAAGAUUUGUUUACACACACAUUCCCGGCUUUCUGGCAGAUAUGAAGCUGUAAUCUGUUAGUGAAGCCCAGCAUCCAAAUACUUCAUUACUUGUCUUCGUUUGGUGUGAACACAGCCCUGCAAUAAUAAUGAGAACAGCGGAGGAAUCGUCUGGCACGGUUCUGCACCGGCUAAUUCAAGAGCAGCUACGCUAUGGCAACCUGAGUGACAAUCGUACCCUCCUUGCCAUCCAGCAACAAGCCCUACGAGGAGGAGGAGGAGGUGGAGGUGGCAGCAAUGGUGGUGGUUCAGGGAGCCCCCAGUCUUCCGAAGAAAGUUUGUCACAAGAUGACAACCAGCUAAUGCAAAUGUCUGCACGCCAAGAGCCUCAAGGCCAGGAGCACCAGGGUGACCAUCCUCACUCUGAAAGCAACUUGCGGCGUCUUUAUCAGCUCCAUGAAGAAGAGCUACCAACCUAUGAGGAGGCAAAGGCCCACUCUCAACUUCUGGCUUCCCAACGAGGUCAAUUGGCCUAUCCCAUGGUGCCUGACAUCAAGCAAAUGGAAACAAGUGUUAGCGUUCAUCAAGAUGAGGGCCUCAAAGACCUCAAGCAUGGUCAUGUGCGUUCUCUCAGUGAACGAUUAAUGAUGCUUUCACUGGAGAGAAAUGGGGCCAAAAUGCACUCUGCAAUGAGUUCCUCACAUAGUUUUCCACAGCUGUCCAAGUACAAUGUGUAUCGGAAUGUUCCAGGUUACCAGCAAGUGGUUGAGCAACGUGGACCACCACCUGAAUACCCCUUUUUGGUCAGAUCCCCAGGAACCAUGUUGAGCUACUCCCAGGAGCAAGGACAACUGUACAGUGAGCAGGCAACCUCGCUUCACUCCCAUACCAACAGGUACAUGCAGGUCCACCACUCCCAAGCUCCUGGUCCACGAACUAUCGCCUUGUCCACGGUGAGCCCUGUGGCAAUGGAAGCUUUCAGAGUUCCCUCAGGAAAUGGUCAAGUGAUGCAUAUGGAAAUGCUGAUGAAGGAAAAUGAGAGGUUGAAGAGGGAGCUGGAGAACACAAAUGAGAAAGCCACCAGGAUUCAGAAGCUGGAACUUGAAAUCCAGAGGAUAUCUGAAGCCUACGAGACACUUAUGAAGGGCUCAUCAAAACGUGAAGCACUUGAGAAAGCCAUGAGAAACAAGAUGGAAGGGGAAAUACGACGGCUACAUGACUUUAAUCGAGACCUGAGAGAACGUCUGGAUUCAGUGAACAAGCAGUUAGCCACCAAGGAGCUUGAAGCUGCAGAUGAGAAUCAGAACAGCCUGGCACAGCUCCGCACACAAAAUCGAGAACAGCAGUGGGAAAAGGAAGCCCUGGAACGUGAGAUUGCCACCCUACGGAGCUCCAAUGAAGAGCAGAGGAGGCGGCUGGAGUUGAUGGAGCAGGCUCUGAACAGCACGCAAGCCAAGUCAGCCCGGUUAGAAGACGAGCUUCGCAGAAAGCGGGCCUAUGUGGAGAAGGUGGAGAAGCUGCAGCAUGCACUUUCACAGCUGCAGGCAGCCUGUGAGAAGCGGGAACAGCUGGAGCAGAGGCUCCGGACCCGGUUGGAGCAGGAGUUGAAGGCUCUUCGUGCACAGCAGCGGCAAGCCAACAACCAAGGAGCAGCCCCUCUGUCAGAGCACAGUGCACCUGCUCUCCUUGAGCGUCUCCGAGAGAAGGAGGAGAGGAUUUUGGCCUUGGAAGCUGACAUGACAAAAUGGGAGCAGAAGUACCUGGAAGAAAGCACUAUGCGUCAGUUUGCUAUGGAUGCUGCCGCCACUGCUGCUGCUCAAAGAGACACGACCAUCAUCAAUCACUCUCCUCGAAAUUCUCCCAACAGCAGCUUCAAUGAAGAUCUACUCAUCGCUAACCAUCGGCACCAAGAAAUGGAAAACAGGAUCCGAGCUCUCCAUGCCCAGAUCUUGGAAAAGGAUGCUGCCAUUAAAGUUCUUCAGCAGCGAUCGAGAAGAGAGCAGGGGAAAGGAGAUCAGCCAGUCCUCCGACCUGCCAAAUCAGUGCCAUCCAUUGCUACUGCUGCAACGGGGCAGAGCUGGUCAAGAAGUGAGCAACUGGGAGACACAGCCGUGCGAGAAGCACCAGCUAAGGCUGUGCCCAAUGACCAGAGGCCGGCCUCACCUUUACCUCCUGUGCCCACCCACUCUAAACACAACAGCCAGGACAGAAGCACUCAAACGGAGGUCAGCAGUGAGCCUCCAGCAGCAGGAGGGUCAGGAGCAGCCACUGUCCAAUCAGAGAACGCAGAACAACUGGCGCCCUUCAGCUCCUACAAGAGUGUGGACACGCUGGAAGGAGACAUGGUUGAAAUUCUUAUCUGACCAGACGCUGUUGCUAACUGUGGCCUUCCUUUACUUUUUUUUAUUGUUGCUGUAUUGACAGUUGGAGGGAAAAGGAAUCAAGAGCUUGUAGCUGGACUAUAAAAAACCCUCUAAGAAAGCGACUUGUGCUGCAUCUGCUGCUGCUGCAGGAUAAAGACUGAGUGCUGAUUUUAUUUUGUGAACCUGAACCGGAUUCGUCUAGGAGGAGAGCUGCGCUAGCCCCAUGUGGCGGUCCGGCUGCAGUUGAAGGGGAAUGGGACUCAUACUGCACAGGCCUCACAUUUCUAUAAAUUGUUCUCCUUUUUGUGAUGUUUUAUUCUGCCUGGUGCAAGUGAUGCUGUGAAAAUGUUUGUACAACAUUGGACAGUAUUUCAUGUGGCCGCUGCUGCGUGCGUUCCGGGGUUGUGUGACUACAAAUCAGACUUUUUUUAUUAUUAUUAUUAUUAUUAUUAUUUGCUAGUAUGUUAUGAACUAUUUAUACUUCUCAAACAAGUGUGUGUGUGAGUUGUGUGUGAGUGUAUGCAUGUGCGAUUGCUCCUGCCCGUGUUUGAACUGCAUGUCUUUUCAUCUUCCCCUUUCUGUGUUUCAUGCUUUUUGGUCAUUUCUAGUUAGGCCAUUCUGUCCAUCUUGAGUGUUAUUUACAAUUAUUGGAAUCCACAUUUCUCUGUUGAACUGAAUACAUAACCCAUCCGAGUUCAGUUAGGCACACUCACCUCAUGUUUAGCCCACAUAUUUAUACCCAUUAAUCUUUAACAAUGAGCCAAUUGUUCUCCAUUCUCCACAUUUAUAUAUAUGCACACACACACAAAUUCAGUUCAGAGUUUUAGGGGCCAGAUAUUAUAUUAGCAACAUUGGAUACAAAGCAGGAACCAACCAUGGACAGUGCAUAUAUCUUAUUUUACAAACAAACCUUUCUUUUACAGCUAUAGACCUGCUUUUAAGCUCUUAAAACAAUUACAUUGAUCCCCCAAGGCUAGAAAGUAAGUCAGUGCAAAUUCCUCAAACUUUUCUCAUAAAUGUCUGGAGAACUGGGAAGACCUAAUGAAGCUGUAAACAUUCUGAGCGGUGUUUUGCUGCCAUUUGUGCUUCUUCUGGAAUCAUUUCUCAUCAGUCCAUGUUGGUGUCUCUCCAGAUGUUGUGCUGCAGCAGUUUGCCUUGUGCAUUAUUUGUUGCCAUUUGCACACUUUAUUUAUUUAUUUUUUUCUUUCUGUUCAUUUUGGGAUAAACCUGGCACAUUUUGUCCCUUACUGUCCUUUCCCAUGGAGGUGGAAGCUCACCUCAUGCAAACUUUAUAGCAGCUGGUCCUGCUUCCCUGAAGCUGUGUUUGAGUUUUAAGCCCACUUCUGACACCAUUGGGAACUGGAAGGCAGCCACAAAUCUCUCCCUAAUAUGUGAUCUCCUUCUGUCUUCAAUCUCCUUGUGUUUGUCUUUAUAUAUGUUUUUUUUUUUGUUAUUUUCUUCUCAUUUUCAAAUACACAGUAUUUGCUGGUCAGUGCUUUGUAUUGAAAGAAUUAGUUUGCCUUUUUACUCCUCAUUUUGUGCUUUGUUUACAAUAAUAUUGUGAAGCAAGAAAACUUAAUAUAUUUUAUAUAUUUGUAUUGUAUUCAUAUUUAGUGCCAUGGACAUCAUGCCAAAGACAAUAUGCAUUAUUAUUAAUUUAUAACAGGAAAUAUUUAAAACAGCAUAACUCUGUGACGAGGCGUUGGCACACUGCUCAUGCAGGAGUGCUGGCCAUUUCAAAUGCUCUGCUUGUACUUAGCUGCUGCUGUCAGCUGCCAGGCAGGGUGGAGUUUGUACUGAAAUGUCAAUCACAUUUCAUUAAUUAAAUAAAUUAAUAUAUGUGCAUACA
Messenger RNA from Polypterus senegalus (gray bichir), 4379 nucleotides. It is a transcript of the gene amotl2a, whose product is annotated as angiomotin like 2a. NCBI's taxonomy places the organism in Eukaryota, Metazoa, Chordata, Cladistia, Polypteriformes, Polypteridae. The record is from RefSeq and is a predicted model, not a curated record. The transcript is spliced from 11 exons. Gene Ontology annotation, cellular component: cytoplasmic vesicle; bicellular tight junction; plasma membrane. The coding region runs from base 317 to 2530 and encodes 737 amino acids. Gene Ontology annotation, biological process: establishment of cell polarity involved in ameboidal cell migration; hippo signaling; actin cytoskeleton organization.